Trametes versicolor FP-101664 SS1 is the source of this 3334-nucleotide messenger RNA. Its product is annotated as cytoskeleton assembly control protein. Gene Ontology annotation, molecular function: phosphatidylinositol-3,5-bisphosphate binding; clathrin-cargo adaptor activity; actin filament binding. Gene Ontology annotation, cellular component: actin cortical patch; clathrin-coated vesicle. The record is from RefSeq and is a predicted model, not a curated record. The coding region runs from base 41 to 3256 and encodes 1071 amino acids. The transcript is spliced from 12 exons. Gene Ontology annotation, biological process: actin filament organization; clathrin coat assembly; endocytosis. NCBI's taxonomy places the organism in Eukaryota, Fungi, Basidiomycota, Agaricomycetes, Polyporales, Polyporaceae.
CCCCUGUGUCUCCUCUUAAGCUCCGGUGCACACGCCAGACAUGUCACGUCGACAGGGCGAUUACAAUAUUGACGGCGAUGAGGUGCAUUACCCGACACGACCGGUGGACAAGGACAAGGCCGAGGCGGAACUUGUUGUGAACAUCAAGAAAGCAACCUCAGCAGAAGAAACGGCGCCCAAACAGAAACAUGUCAGAAAGGCCAUCGUCUACACAUGGGACUACCACUCUUCGAUAUCGUUCUGGACUGGCCUGAGAGUACAACCUAUUUUGUCUGAUGAGGUUCAGACGUUCAAGGCUCUGAUCACGGUGCACAAAGUAUUGCAAGAGGGUCACCCCGUGACUAUCAAAGAGGCCCAUGGACAGACCGGAUGGCUGGAGACUUGCGCUCGGACAGUCGGACAUGAGACGGCACGCGGCUACGGACCCUUGAUCAGAACAUACGUGCAAUUCCUUCUUGCCAAGCUGCGCUUCCACAGACUUCGUCCGGAGUUCAACGGUCUCUUUGAGUAUGAGGAAUACAUUACGCUCAAGGGCAUCGACGAUCCGAAUGAGGGCUACGAGACUAUCUCGGACCUCAUGGCUCUGCAAGACCAGAUCGACUCUUUCCAGCGCAUGAUCUUCGCGCACUUCCGCUCUGGCAACAACGAGUGUCGUAUAUCCGCACUUGUCCCGCUGGUGAAGGAGAGCUGGGGUAUCUACCGGUUCAUCACCAGUAUGCUCCGUGCUAUGCACCGAAGAACGAACGAUACCGAGGCGCUUGAGCCGCUCCGAUCACGGUAUAGCCAGCAACAUUACGCUCUCCGCAAGUUCUACUAUGAAUGCUCUAACCUCAAAUAUCUUACCGGUCUCAUCAACGUUCCCAAGCUUGGAGCUGAACCCCCUAAUCUACUAGACAACGGCACUGCUCCAGAUCUACCUGCUCGGCCAACUACUGCCCCUGUUAAGUCACCACCCCCUGCAACCCCUCAACCUGACGCGGCAGAAGUACGGGAGCAGGAGCGUAUGCUCAAACAGUAUGAGCAACAGCAGGCUGCUCUGAUGGCUGCGCGUGAGGACGAGGAACGCCGCCGGAGGGAGAUGGAAGAGCAGCAGCGCCGUGAGUUCGAGCAGCGGCAAGCGGAGCAGGCCGAGCGCGAGCGUAUGGCCCAAGAGCAGCUCGUACAGCAACAGAUGCAGCAACAGAUGAUGCAGUACAGCAACCAGGCUGCGCAGCAAGUGCACGACCUCGAGAGGGAGAUCCUUGGCAUGCGCGGACAGUUUGAGCGUGAUCAGCUCAUGUUGGAGCAGUACGAUCGGAGAGUCAAGGCGCUGGAGAGCGAGCUCAGCAGCGUCACGGCCAAUGUCAACUCGCAGAUGAUGUCCAAGGACGAGCUCAUCCGGCAGCUGCAGGAGCAAGUCACGAUGUGGCGGCAGAAGUACGAGGGUCUGGCCAAGCUCUACAGCCAGCUCCGCGCGGAGCAUCUCGACAUGCUGUCUAAGUAUAAGCAGAUGCAGCUCAAGGCCAACUCAGCACAGGAGGCCGUCGACAGGAUGGAGCGCAUGGAGCGCGACCUGAAGGCGAAGAACCUCGAGCUUGCAGACAUGAUUCGCGAGCGUGACCGUGCCCGCUUUGAUCUCGAUCGCCAGAAGGCGGGCCACAAGGACGAGAUUGACCGUCUCCGUCGCGAGAUCAACUUUGCGAACGAGCGUGCUGAGGACGCUACGAGGUCGAAGAGCUCGGAGGUGUCGGGCGUGCUUUCCAAGUACAACCGUCAGCUCACUGAGCUCGAGGACUCUCUCCGUGCGAAGCAAAUCCAAAUCGACGACCUUCUGAGCAAGCUCGACAACGCAAGUGGCGAUCUUGAGCGUCUGCGUGACGAGAAGGACCAAGAGAUUGCUAUUCUCCAGGAGGGUAUGGAUGCUACCAUCCAGCAGCUCCAUGACGCGCAGCAGAACCAAGGCCUCAACGAGGAAGCGACAAUGGCUCAGGUCGACACCCUCAUCCUGGACAACAGGAAGAAGCUCAACCAGAUCAUCGACUCGAUCCUCAAUGCCUGCGUGCAGAAGGUGGACGAAUCGAUCUACGAGCUGGAGUCUCCCGCACAGGCCGGCAACAUUAACUCGACGCCGGAGUACACGCUGUCCAUGAUCGAGAAGGCGGUCAACAACGCCACCGACUUCGCGACGAUCUUCAACCUGUACCUCGGUGGCGAGCCUGGCGGGGAGCACGUGGAGGUUAUCAAGGGCGCGAACGAACUUGCGCAGGCCCUCUCCGACGUCCUCAUCAACACCAAGGGCAUCACGCGUCUAGUGGAGGACGAUGUGUCUGACAAGCUCAUCAACGUCGCCAGGCAUGUCGGCGACGUCGGCCUGCGGACGUUCCUCAACCUCCAGUCAUACAAGCUCGACCUCAUCCCCCAGCCAACACAGCGCAAGGAGGUGGCGAUGCGCAACAACGGCGAGGUCCGCGGGGCGCUCACGAAGCUCUCCGAAGUCGUCGACGGGCUCGUGCCGAAGGGCGGCAAGGCGGGCCCGCUCGCGAAGACGAACGGCGACUUGGGCGACCUGGUCGAGCAGGAGAUGCUCGGCGCCGCGCAGGCCAUCGAGGCCGCAACGGAGCGCCUGCAGCAGCUCAUGGCGCGCCCGCGCGACUCGUCGCGCUUCAGCGCGGUCGACCUGCAGGUGCACGACGCGAUCCUGCAGGCCGCGAUGGCGAUCACGAGCGCGAUCGCGCGCCUCAUCAAGGCCGCGACGGAGUCGCAGCAGGACAUCGUCGCGCAGGGCAAGGGCACGAGCACCGCGCAGCAGUUCUACAAGCGCAACAACCGCUGGACAGAGGGCCUCGUGUCCGCCGCGCGCUCGGUCGCGUUCGCCACCGGGCUGCUCAUCGAGAGCGCAGAUGGGGUGCUCUCGGGCACGCACACGCUCGAGCAGCUGAUCGUCGCGUCGAACGAGGUCGCGGCGGCGACCGCGCAGCUCGUCGCCGCGUCGCGCGUGAAGGCGAACCUGAUGUCGAAGACGCAGGAGCGGCUCGAGCUCGCGGCGAAGGCGGUCACGGAGGCGUGCCGCGCGCUCGUGAAGCAGGUGAAGACGAUCGCGGCGAAGCAGGUGCAGGAGGACGACGUGGACUACAAGAACAUGGCCGUGCUCGAGUUCAAGCGGCGCGAGAUGGAGCAGCAGGUCGAGAUCCUGCGCCUCGAGAAGGAGCUGAACGCGUCCCGCCACCGGCUCGGCGCGAUGCGGCGUGCGGGGUACCAUACAGACGAGACGGACUGAGGAAGAAGCGGCGGCGGUGGUCUCUAGUUAGCACUUGGAAUAUACUCUGCGUUCCCUUACCGAUAUACUUGUAUUUCU